AUGUUCCGCAACAAAAUCCUAGUUCGAGCCUCCCCUCCUCCUUCCUCCUCUUUCUCUCUCCUCCCCCUCUCUCUCCCCAUCGCCGGCGAUCGAUCUCCUCCAUUAUCGAACUCCAUCGAUCUCCAAACUCUUUGCUGCAGGCUCUCGAGGACUUGGCGCCUCGCCUGCUUCCUUCACGCCGGUGACAUCUUCGUAGUCUAUCAGAGAUCUCAGUGCGAAUCUGCUGCUCGUGUCGUAGAUGAGCUUGUAAGAUCGAUUCCUGGCAUCGAAGUAGGGUUGGAAGAGGAGGUGAGGUCCUCCUCGCUAAUUGCAAAAGCAGUUGAGUGGUGGCUGAGAUCCAUUAUGUUUGAUAACAGCUGGAGUUGUGUUGGCGAGAAUUGCUUUAUCCAGUCUAGCUUUGCUUGCAGCGAGGAGAGAAGGCACCUAUGUUCCAUCAAUGUGACAGUACAAGCAGAAACAGAUGAUGGACUUCUCUUCCUUGUUUCCCCUGACGUACUUUGGUUUAAAAGACAUAAGCUUUCAGAUUUAGCUAGCUCCCAAGUGUUGGGGAAGUUUGAAAAUGGUGAGGCAGUCGUUUUGGAGGAAUAUGGUUUUUCAACAAGCUGCAAAGUUCUUCCUUCUCUUUAUGAGGGACAUGUUAUAGGAUUAAGCAAGCUACUUCCUGCUGGGGAGACAGUUAACAGAUUUGAAGAGUUUUCUUUAUUCAAGCAUGGCCUAGACUUGCCAAGCAACUACUUCUUCAACAUCCAGAUAAGGAAUGGAAGCCAUAUUAACAGGCAAUGGUACCCAUCUGCCUUUGCUCUUCAAGUUUCAGGGUUGGCUCCAGCACCUCAAACAGUUAGAACAUCAAAAGCUCUGCAGGCAUUGGAAUUUUUUGUAAACUUGAUCGGAGAUUGGGAUUUCUUUGGUCAAGGUCUGCUGAAAGUUAAGGAAGUGUCAUCACUUGUUACAAGCACACUCUUACCUGCAUGGAAAACAGCUACUAGUAAUCUAAAGGAUGCUACAAUGGGAGAACGCAUUUCUUAUACAGGUGAAGUUACCAGACAGCAGGAUACUAAUUUGGAUCUUCUUCAGUUGUCUCUAGACUUCCACACCCCAAAACCAGCUUUUGGGUGUGUCUUUCGUGAGAAGCAUGCAGAUGUGCAUCAGUAUGAUUGUUUAUUAAGCGAUACCAGAGUUAAGUGCCCCCCUGAUGCCAAUGUCAUAAAGGUUGCAUCUUUUGCAGAAAGCAUUAGUUCAGAACCAAAAUGUGUAAACAAGAGCAAUGGAACUGAAACCUCAGCAGUUAACUUCCUGAGUCAAAUAACAGCUGCAAAAUCAGAAUAUCAGAAAGAAAGCAAUGUAUCCAAGAAGAAGGAUGUCUCUGCUGAAAUUCUUACGAUUAAGAUAACACACGAGUCCUCAAGUACGAGCGAGAGCAGUGUACACGAGAAAACUGAAGUUGAAAAGAAGCUUACCUCUGCUGAAGACUGCAUGAGUGGAGUAACAGCAGAGGAAUCAGACCUUGUUAGUGAGACCAGUGCAAAUGAAAAGAAACAUAACUCUUCUGGAGACGUCAUAAGGGAAGUAAGUCGGAAUGGUGUUUCAGUGCAAAAGGUUGAAGUCAGCGUGCAAUCUAAUUCUCGAAUCUCACAGAAGAAGAAAAAGAUUAAAACUUUUCUUGAUAAUCAGUGUUCCCAAGAUUAUAAUAACGUGCCACAUGUAGAAGUUCUGGUGAAGAAGACCUUCAACAAUGAGAAGAAGAUAUGUUUACUAUCUCUACAUCAAACUUACAGUUUACUACAUCAUAUUUGGUUUAUGAAACUGAUACUGACAAUUAAGGAAUUAGGAUAUCUCACCAUGCUAUUCCUGUUUUUAAUAUGGGGGAGCUAUAUUACCUGUACACUACAUAAUAUAGGACUUCAGUUAUUUGAUAACUUGAAUUAGGAGUGUGUUGUCUAUCCAGUAAGUUUGUUUACUUAAUUGCAAGUUAAACCUCAGGUAAGUAGGCUUUCUUUCUAUGCAUUUCACUAAAUUUUAUCUGUACUCUGCAAUCAACAUUUUCUCCUGUGAUUUCAGUCCGAGACUAUUGACAUGAUUGUCAUAUUCCAAAAUAGAUAUGAUUGCCAUUCAUCCGUUUCUUCAAAAAUUUGACUAGAAAGAAUGUUGCUACAUGCUUUCAUUUGUACAUACACAUUAAAAGUAAGAAUGAAUAACACAAUUAAUUUUCAUAAUCUAUGUUAAAUAGGGUGUAUGACAAUUCUAUGCAUAUUAGACAGUCCAGAAAAUGAGGAUCCUGCCAUUGUAGGUUUUGAGGGUCAAAAGUUGUAACCUUGAGCCCAUGUCACAAGAAACUGUUUCCACAACUUUAACCUGGGACCUCAACCUUACCAUAUGCUAAGCUCACUCUCUGCCCUUUUAUUUUUUGUUUUUUUUUGUCCGCCCACAGCCUUAUGCGUAAUAUGUAUAUAAAUUGCACUGGAAUAUAACAUUUGCUCCAUUUCUACCUAUUCAUAUAAUUAUGAAUUUGAAUCAUGUUCUGACUUUCUUGUAUACUUCAUUCUUCAUACUGACAUAGCAUGUCAUUUAGUGUUUAUCUAGCAAUGGUAUUGAUCCAUAGACUUUUAUUGUUUGAUAUUUCAAUUGUAUUAAUUGAAUUUUAUGGAAAUAAAGACCCCUUUUGGGAUUCAUUGUCUACUUCUGAAAAAUUCACAGUAAAGAAGCUGCUUCAUUAAACUGUAAAAAGAUGAAGACGAAACACUGUGUGAACUCCUCUGAUAUAAUUGCAAAGGUUAUAGAUUACCAUAGCAGGGGUGUUCUGCAAUCACUUACUGUUCCAGAUCUAAAAUCCUUUCUCACUAUUAAAAACAAAAAGGUGGGAGGAAAGAAGGAAGAACUUGUACAAAGAAUCACUGAUUGCUUGCUUAAUCCAGAUCACUUCCAUAAGUUGUAAAAGGUCCUAUUUUGUUGAUACAUUUGCGGUAUUUGCCUUGGUACGUCAAUUCAGUGGCUACUAUUUCCAUGCUGAUGCAAAGAAGUAACUCAGGAAUUUAAUCAUUCUUUCUUUUGGAGUUAAAAAAAAAGCAAAGACUUUUCACGUGGAACUUGACGCGAUUAAUGGUGUCAUGGUGUUCCUGUUUUGGUGGAAAACCUAGCAAUUACAAUAUUCUGUACCUCGGACCACACUUCCAGCACCCUCAAGUGAAUGACAGCAAGAUAAGCUUUCUGUAUCUUAAGUUCUGCAUAUCUUUCCAUGAAACUAGUUUUUCUAUUCUAUGAUUUAAUCAUGAAAUAUAUGGCUGCUUUCCCUUCUUUUAUGAUUGCAAUUUGAAAAGAAAUGGUCCAAUCUCCUGACAACUAAUAGGAUCAAAGUGUUAUUUGGAAUAUACCUUCCGUUUCAAAUUAAAUGAUAGACAACUAGAUUAUCAUAUAGUUUGUCUCAACGUCAAUGGAGUGUUUAUCAUACUCAUUAGGACAAUCAUUACCUUAAUUUAGUGACAAACGUAUA
Asparagus officinalis (garden asparagus) is the source of this 3487-nucleotide messenger RNA. RefSeq lists its product as uncharacterized. Lineage: Eukaryota; Viridiplantae; Streptophyta; Magnoliopsida; Asparagales; Asparagaceae. The transcript has 18 exons. The record is from RefSeq and is a predicted model, not a curated record. Bases 1 to 1926 code for a protein of 641 amino acids.